CCGCUCUGGGGACUCGGCCGGCCGUUGUGCGAGCAGCCCGGGUGAGAGAGAGGGAGCAGAGGCGUCAUGGCGGCUUCAAACAUCGACUGGAAUCAGACAGAGAAUGCCAGUGCACACCACACCAGCCAGUUCAGUUCCCCACUGUUGGUGGUGCGGCGGGGACAACAGUUCAACAUCAAAGUAGAGCUCGGAGUCCCAACUGCAAGCAACCUCACAUUUACUGUGGAGACAGGGUCAACCGCUGCUCUGCAAGCCCAGACGCGGGUGGAGUUUGGCAUCUCGAGCACCCACAGCAGCGGCUCCUGGAGUGCAGUCCACACGGCCGCCUCGCACCCCACGUCCUUCUCCAUUUCAAGCCCGGCAAAUGCCGCCAUCGGGCGCUACCAGCUGGGCCUCAGGACCGGCAGCUCCGGCAGCUCCAACCUGGGAUCCUUUGUCUUGCUCUUUAACCCGUGGAUGUCAGGCGAUGACGUCUUCCUGCCGAACAAUGCCGAGCGUGAGGAAUACGUCCUCUCCGAGUUUGGUGUGGUCUUUGUGGGCAGUUCAAACCGGAUCUCUCGGUUUGGAUGGAACUAUGGGCAGUUUCAAGAUGAAAUUUUGGACGUCUGCCUUUUCAUCCUCGAUCGAAGCUUAAGCUACCGCAAGGAUCCAGCAUCUGACUUGCGCCGUCGAAAUGACCCCAAAUAUGUGGGGCGGGUGCUCAGUGCCAUGGUCAACAGCAAUGAUGACAACGGGGUGCUGCAGGGCAACUGGAGCGGCAACUAUAGCGGGGGGACAAACCCCAGCAGCUGGACGGGUAGCGUGGACAUCCUGCGGAAGUGGAAGCAGUCGGGAUUCAAGCCGGUCCGGUACGGGCAGUGCUGGGUCUUCGCCGGAGUCCUGAACACAGUCCUGCGCUGCCUGGGGAUCCCCGCGCGCACGAUCUCCAACUUCGACUCGGCGCACGACACAGACGGAAACCUGACUGUGGACGUCUACUACGAUGAGUCCGGGAACCCCCUGAACAUGUCUGGAGACAGCGUCUGGAACUUCCACGUGUGGAACGAAGGCUGGUUUGUCCGCAGCGACCUGGGCUCCAGGUACAACGGGUGGCAAAUUCUGGAUGCCACGCCACAGGAGAGGAGCACAGGCAUAUUCCAGUGUGGCCCGGCCUCACAAACGGCCAUCAAAGAGGGGGACGUGGACCUGGAGCACGACAGCCCGUUCGUCUUUGCGGAGGUUAAUGCUGACCGGAUCACCUGGCUGUACGACAGCACAACGGGGGAAAAGAAGAAAGUCCACUCCGAAACCAAGUCGAUCGGCCAGUUCAUCAGCACGAAGGCCGUGGGCAGCUAUGCCCGCCAGGAUGUCACUAACAACUAUAAAUAUGAAGAAGGCUCUGCCAAGGAAAGGGCCGUGUUUCAAAAGGCUCGUGAGAAGCUGAAUUUGAACACACUGGACAGCAUAUCUGCUGCUGUGCCAGAAGCGGAGAACCCCAAGGUCUCCGGGAAGUUCAAGGUGCAGAGCCCGCCCGAGGUCGGCCAGGACGUCAACCUGCUCUUGAGCCUGACCAACCUCGCCUCUGCCACCAAGUCCCUGAUGGCAAACCUGACCAUGUGGUCCAUCAUCUACACCGGGAAGCCCGUCCAUGAGGUCUGGAAGAGCGCCCUCCCAGUGACUCUCGGCCCCGAGGAAGAAAAAGCCUUUCCCAUCACGAUUCCAUAUGCGGCGUACCAGCAAUACCUGACCACGGACAACAUGAUCCGGGCGACCGCCCUGUGCCAGGUGCAGGAGGGCGGCAGUGCGGUGGUGGAACGGGACAUCACCCUGGACAACCCCAGCAUCACCCUGAAGGUGCUGGGCCCAGUGAAGGUGGGCCAGGAGGCAAAGGUGGAGGUGGCCUUCACCAACCCCCUGGACAAGGAGGUGAAGGACUGCGUGGUGCUGGCGGAAGGCAGCGACUUGCUGGCAGACAAGCUCAAAAUCACGGCGCCCCCACUGCAGGGCAAGCAGACCUCCCAGGUCACCUUCGAGAUCACCCCCAGCAAGAGCGGAACCAAGCAGCUCCUUGUCAACUUCUCCUGUGACAAAUUCAAAGACAUCAAAGCCUUCGAGACCGUCAAGGUGGACAACUGAUCCCGGGGGCCAGACUGCGGCCGCCCGGCCAGGCGGGGGAAGCAGGCGGGCCCAAGCGGUCAGCCACGGCCGAGGCCCAGCGUGCCACGCGCCCGCCCUGGUGCCACCACGUGUACACGCAGAACCGGUCCAAUACAGGUCCUCUUCUUGUAUCCCAAA
This is a messenger RNA of Varanus komodoensis (Komodo dragon), 2274 nucleotides long. Its product is annotated as protein-glutamine gamma-glutamyltransferase E-like. The coding region runs from base 67 to 2115 and encodes 682 amino acids. The record is from RefSeq and is a predicted model, not a curated record. The transcript is spliced from 13 exons. Gene Ontology annotation, molecular function: protein-glutamine gamma-glutamyltransferase activity. Gene Ontology annotation, biological process: peptide cross-linking. Lineage: Eukaryota; Metazoa; Chordata; Lepidosauria; Squamata; Varanidae.